Molecule: messenger RNA, 6656 nt
Organism: Rhinolophus ferrumequinum (greater horseshoe bat)
Lineage: Eukaryota; Metazoa; Chordata; Mammalia; Chiroptera; Rhinolophidae
Gene: PRDM2
Product: PR/SET domain 2
Exons: 9
Coding region: 83-5098 (1671 amino acids)
Biological process (GO): regulation of transcription by RNA polymerase II
Cellular component (GO): nucleus
Molecular function (GO): histone methyltransferase activity; RNA polymerase II transcription regulatory region sequence-specific DNA binding; protein binding
Source: RefSeq, a predicted model, not a curated record
GGGGGUGACGGGCGCAGGGCUCAUGUAAUCAAAGAAGUUUCUUUGUUGUGUGUAUCUUUUCAGAACACAACAGGAAUUGAAAAUGAAUCAGAACGCUACUGAGCCUGCAGCAGCUGCUGAGACCCUGGCCGAGGUACCUGAACAUGUGCUUCGAGGACUUCCGGAGGAAGUGAGGCUUUUCCCAUCUGCUGUUGACAAGACUCGGAUUGGUGUCUGGGCCACUAAACCAAUUUUAAAAGGCAAAAAGUUUGGGCCAUUUGUUGGUGAUAAGAAAAAAAGAUCUCAGGUUAAGAAUAAUGUAUACAUGUGGGAGGUCUAUUACCCAAAUUUGGGUUGGAUGUGCAUUGAUGCCACCGAUCCACAGAAGGGGAACUGGCUGCGAUACGUAAACUGGGCUUGCUCCGGAGAAGAGCAAAAUUUAUUUCCACUGGAAAUCAACAGGGCCAUUUACUAUAAAACUUUAAAGCCAAUCGCACCGGGCGAGGAGCUCCUGGUCUGGUACAAUGGGGAAGACAACCCCGAGAUAGCAGCUGCGAUUGAGGAAGAGCGAGCCAGCGCCCGGAGCAAGCGGAGCUCCCCAAAAAGCAGGAAAGGGAAGAAAAAACCCCAGGAAAAUAAAAACAAAGGAAACAAAACCGAAGACAUACAGCUGAAGACAAGUGAGCCAGAUUCCACUUCUGCAAAUAUGAGAGAUUCUGUGGAAGGUUCCAAAGAAGAGGACGAGAAGCCUUCCGCUUCAGCAGCUGAGCAGACAGCUAUUCCUCAGGAGGCGGUCAGUCAGGAUGUGCUUCCGGAACCAGGAGCCCCUCCCCCUGCCUGCGAGCCACAGGCAGAACCAGACAAGAAGCUGGAAGCAGCGCUCUGUGAGGGGAAUGACCUGGAGGAAGAGGAAGAGGAAGAGGACGAUGAGCUGGAAGAAGAGGGGGAAGAGGAAACUGACGUGCCAAAUGAAAGUUCUGUGACGGAGCCAGAAAUACGGUGUGAUGAGAAGCUGGAAGAUUUAUUAGAAGAACCAAAAAACGCUUCAAAAGAAACUCUCGAAGAUUCUCCAGAGGUAACACCCAUUAUUAAGAUUCGCAAAAGUAAAGAUGAGGCCAAUGGUGACGUGUUUGGAACAUUUAUGUUUCCAUGUCAGCAUUGCGAAAGGAAGUUUACCACCAAACAGGGCCUUGAACGUCACAUGCACAUCCACAUAUCUACCGUCAACCAUGCUUUCAAAUGCAAGUACUGCGGGAAAGCGUUUGGCACACAGAUUAACCGGAGGAGGCACGAGCGUCGCCACGAGGCGGGGCUGAAGCGAAAACCCAGCCUAACACUACAGCCCUCGGAAGAGCCAGCCGACGGCAGAGUCUCUGGCGACAGCGGCACUCCAAAAGGCGGCUCGAAGGCUCCCUCUCUUGGGCAAGACUGUCUGACCUUGAAUUCAGAGAAAACUUCCCAAGAAAUAGUCAAUUCUUCUGUUGUAGAAGAGAACGGAGAAGUUAAAGAGCUUCAUCCGUGCAAAUACUGUAAAAAGGUUUUUGGAACUCAUACGAACAUGAGACGCCAUCAGCGUCGAGUUCACGAGCGUCACCUGAUUCCCAAAGGUGUGCGGCGAAAAGGUGGCCUCCUCGGAGAGCCACAGCCUCCAGCAGAGCAGGCCCCGCCCGCGCAGACCGCCUACGUUCCCAGCACAGAGCCGGAGGAGGAAGGGGACGCAGAUGACGUGUACAUCAUGGACAUUUCCAGCAAUAUCUCUGAAAACUUAAAUUACUAUAUUGAUGGUAAAAUUCAGACCAGCAGCAGCACCAGUAACUGCGACGUGAUUGAGAUGGAAUCCAGUUCGGCAGACUUGUACGGUAUAAAUUGUCUGCUGACUCCAGUUACAGUGGAAAUUACUCAGAAUAUAAAGACCACACAGGCCCCCAUCACAGAUGAUCUUCCUAAAGAGCCUUCCAGCAGCACAAACAGUGAGUCCAAGAAACGGAGAACUGCUAGUCCUCCCGCGUUACCCAAAAUUAAGGCUGAAGCAGAGUCUGACCCCGUUGCCCCCUCAUGUUCCCUGAGUUUGCCUCUUAGCAUAUCAAGUACAGAGGCCGUGUCUUUCCACAAAGAGAAAAGUGUGUAUUUGUCAUCGAAGCUCAAGCAACUCCUUCAGACCCAGGACAAGCUCACUGCUGCUGCGGGGCUUCCGACGCCCGAGAUCCCUAAGUUGGGGCCUGUCUGUGUGUCCGCCCCUGCGUCCAUGCUGCCCGUGAGCUCAAGCAGGUUCAAGAGGCGGACCAGCUCCCCUCCCAGUUCUCCACAGCACAGUCCUGCCCUUCGGGACUUCGGGAAGCAAAGCGAUGGUAAAGCAGCGUGGACGGAGGCCGUUCUAAGUUCCAAAAAGCCCAAAUUAGAAAGUCUUAGCAACUCUCCGGCGUGGAGUUUGUCUGGGAGAGACGAGAGAGAAACCGUGAGCCCGCCGUGCUUUGAUGAAUACAAGGUACCCAAAGAGUGGGCCGCCAGUUCCACGUUUAGCAAUGUGUGCAACCAGCAGCCCCUGGAUUUAUCCAGCGGUGUCAAACAGAAGGCGGAGGGCACCGGCAAGACUCCGGUCCAGUGGGAAUCCGUCUUAGAUCUUAGUGUGCACAAGAAGCCUUGUAGUGACGCCGAAGGCAAGGAAUUCAAGGACAGUCCCUUGGCGCAGCCCGCCUGCAGCACUGCGAAGAAGAGGAAACCAGCCACCUGCAUGCUGCAGAAGGUUCUCCUCAGUGAAUAUAGCGGCCUCGACGCGCCCACAGACAGCCCCGCAGAUGUGACCAGGAGCCCGAGUCCUUGUAAAUCCCUGCGGCCCCAACCCGAUGCUGCCCUUGGUCCUGACUCCAGUUCACCUGCCCCUGCUGUUGAGUCCCCACCUGAUGUUUCUCCUUCAUCUCCUGCCCUGCAGACAGCCUCCCUUUCUUCCGGGCUGCCGCCUCUCCUGGUCCCAACCCAGCCCUCCUCCCCUCCACCCUGUCCGCCGGUGUUAACGGUCGCCACGCCGCCCCCUCCACUCCUGCCUACGGUGCCUCUGGCAGCCCCCUCUUCCGGAGACGGUGCCUCUCCUCGUCCGUGCCCCUCCCCACUCUCCAAUGCUACUGCCCAGUCCCCGCUUCCAGUUCUUUCCCCUACGGUGUCGCCCUCGCCAUCGCCCAUUCCUUCUGUGGAGCCUCUCACGUCUGCUGCUUCACCGGGGCCUCCCACACUUUCUUCAUCAUCUUCCUCCUCGUCCUCCUCAUCUUCAUUCUCUUCUUCAUCCUCCUCCUCUUCCCCUUCACCACCUCCUCUCUCAGCAGUGUCGUCUGUUGUUUCCUCUGGGGAUAAUCUGGAAGCUUCCUUUCCCAUGAUAUCUUUCAAACAGGAAGAAUUAGAGAAUGAAGAGCUGAAAGCCAGGGAAGAACCCCAGUCUGCAGUCGAACAGGAUAUUGUUCAGGAAACAUUCAACAAAAACUUUGUCUGCAAUGUCUGUGAAUCACCUUUCCUUUCCAUUAAAGAUCUAACCAAACAUUUAUCUAUUCAUGCUGAAGAAUGGCCCUUCAAAUGUGAAUUUUGUGUGCAGCUUUUUAAGGCUAAAACUGAUUUGUCAGAACAUCGCUUUUUGCUUCAUGGAGUUGGCAAUAUCUUUGUGUGUUCAGUUUGUAAGAAAGAAUUUGCUUUUUUGUGCAAUUUGCAGCAGCACCAGCGAGAUCUCCAUCCAGAUAAGGUGUGCACACACCACGAGUUUGAAAGCGGCACCCUGCGGCCGCAGAACUUCACAGAUCCCAGCAAGGCCCACGUACAGCAUAUGCACAGUUUGCCAGAUGAUCCUUCAGAAACGUCGAAAGAGGAAGAGGAGUUAAAUGAUUCCUCUGAAGAGCUUUACACGACCAUCAAAAUAAUGGCUUCUGGAAUAAAGACGAAAGAUCCAGAUGUUCGGUUGGGUCUCAAUCAACAUUACCCAAGCUUUAAACCACCUCCCUUUCAGUACCAUCACCGAAACCCCAUGGGUAUUGGGGCGACGGCCACAAACUUCACUACCCACAAUAUUCCACAGACUUUUACUACUGCCAUCCGUUGUACGAAGUGUGGGAAAGGUGUUGACAACAUGCCCGAGUUACACAAACACAUCCUGGCGUGUGCGUCUGCUAGUGACAAGAAGAGGUAUACCCCUAAGAAAAAUCCAGUACCACUGAAGCAAACCGUGCAACCCAGAAAUGGAGUGCUGGUUUUAGAUAACUCGGGGAAAAAUGCCUUCCGACGAAUGGGACAACCCAAAAGACUGAACUUUAGUGUGGAGCUCAGCAAGAUGUCGCCGAGUAAGCUCAAAUUAAAUGCAUUGAAGAAAAAAAACCAACUUGUCCAGAAAGCAAUCCUUCAAAAAAACAAAUCCGCAAGGCAGAAGGCCGAUCUGAAAAAUGCGUCAGAGGCCGCCUCGCACAUCUGCCCAUACUGUAACAGAGAGUUCACGUACAUUGGAAGCCUGAACAAACACGCCGCUUUCAGCUGUCCCAAAAAACCGCUUUCUCCUUCCAAAAAAAAAGUUUCCCACUCAUCCAAGAAAGGUGGACACUCACCACCACCUGCCGGGAGCGACAGAAACCACAGCAGCCACCGCAGGCGGACCGCGGAUGCGGAGAUAAAAAUGCAGAGCAUGCAGGCUCCCCUGGGGAAGACCCGAGCACGCAGCUCAGGCCCCGCUCAGGUCCCGCUGCCCUCCUCGUCCUUCAGGUCCAAGCAGAAUGUCAAGUUUGCAGCUUCGGUGAAGUCCAGAAAACCAGGCUCCUCUUUAAGGAACUCGAGCCCGAUAAGGGUGGCCAAAAUAACUCAGGUCGAGGGGAAGAAACCCAGAGCUGUGGCCAAGAAUCACUCUGCCCAGCUCUCGAGCAAGACGUCGCGGAGCCUGCACGUGAGGGCGCAGAAAAGCAAAGCCGUCCUGCAAAGCAAAGCCGCUUUGGCCAGUAAGAAAAGAACAGACCGGUUCAAUGUAAAAUCUAGAGAACGGAGUGGGGGGCCCAUCACCCGAAGCCUCCAGCUGGCAGCUGCUGCGGACCCAAGUGAAAACAGGAGGGAGGACGGCAGCGGCAAGCAGGAGCCGAAGGACGUCAGGAACUUCCUGUAGAAAAGCCCCCCAAACAAAACAAACCUUAAUUGACUAAAUAAAGAUAAUGCAUGCUCAACUUAGGAUAAGCACUACGGCAAACGAUACGAAAUCUACCAAGCUUGCAAGACCCGUUGAAGCUGACUCAGAAAUCCUAGCACACAGCUGAUUGCCGGCAGGCUUCUUGUGGUGGUUAGUCAGGCGUCUGCUGCUUCGCUGGUGCCCAACACGCGUGCUGGGCUUCCGGGUGAUUGAGAUGCAAGAGAGCAUUCGUGGUACGACGGGCCAGAUGAACUGGCUCGUCGUCACGGGACUGAUAACGCAGAUGUGAGUGGGGCCCUGGAUUUUGGCACAUAGCAGAGGAAGCAAUGAUUUGAACUUAACCUUGCAAAGCAAGUUCUCUGUUUUAUCAAUAGUUUGUUGUAGAUUUCAGGGAUGACAAAUUCUAAUGCACUCGUUUUACGAUGUUUUGGUCACACACCAGCUCUUGAUGCCUUUCUUUUAAAUCAGUAAUAGACAGAGAGAGAGGCCUUUAGCUUCUCUUAGCCUGUUCUUUUUUUUUUCCUUCUUUUUUUAAUCACAAGCCGAUUGCCAGCAUGAUGGAGAGGAAACCAGAUUGGAUAUGGACUCCUUUUUUAUGCCUCUUCCAUUGUCAUGUUUAUCUAUCCAAAUGGACAUCCUCUCAAAUAAUUAUCUGGCACUAAUUUAUAACUAUUAUAUUACUGGAGACUAUGUAGCAAUAUAUCAAAGCCCAGGAUAUAAAAGCCCAGGCCUGUGUAGAUGUAUGUAUACACAUAAGUAUAACUGAUUGAAUUUAUGUACAAGGUUUUACACUGCAAUCUCUCAUAGAGAUUUUUAAAAACUGUUACAAAUUGGCCUCUUCCUGAGUAUAUCAUUUCUCCAUGCAUUACAUGCUUUCCCCCUAGUUAAUGACUGAGUUGGUGGAAAAUGGCUAGGUUUUAUUCAUGGUUUUUUUUUUUGCUCUCCACUUCAAAAGUAAUCUACCUCUUAAAAUUUGUAGUUUAAUACUUGUUUGGUGAAUUUGUGCCACUUUAACCCUUUCACUAUCAUUCCCAUUUUGUUACAUUUCUGUUCUGGGGACUUUUAUGUUGAAAUAUUGUAUAAAGCAUUUGUAGCAGUUUAAAAAUAAAAUAUUUAAAAUUAUUUAAAUUGUUUUGGACGCUUCAAUUGUAUUAUAUGUGAUUUACAUUUUACAUUUUUGUUUGAGUUGUUAACCUGGAGAGUGUUCUUGUAUUGAAGUUUGCUGUUAGUUAUUUUAUUGUUUCUUGUUGGAGAGUUAUUAUAUAAAAGACUAUUCUAAUGAAAACAUUAAAAUUUACAAUUUGACAUACAAAAGGGGUUGUCCGUUGAUUUUAACCACUGUAGCCUUUUAAGAGAGAAAGAGGUUAAUUGUAGAUAGAUAAGAGUGCUAUUUGCUAUUUUUACCCCCUUCCAGCAUGAAAUCAUUUGAGCUUGUCAGAUGUACAAAAGUUUUUUUAUGCUGUUGCUAGCAAGCACUUAAUAAUAACGAAGGGGGAAUUCAAGUGAUACGUUUUAUAUAAUUGUAACCAAUAAAAAC